Cladophialophora psammophila CBS 110553 is the source of this 1845-nucleotide messenger RNA. RefSeq names its product dihydroxy-acid dehydratase, mitochondrial. The record is from RefSeq and is a predicted model, not a curated record. The coding region runs from base 1 to 1845 and encodes 614 amino acids. Gene Ontology annotation, cellular component: mitochondrion. Gene Ontology annotation, biological process: branched-chain amino acid biosynthetic process. Gene Ontology annotation, molecular function: dihydroxy-acid dehydratase activity. The transcript is spliced from 2 exons. NCBI's taxonomy places the organism in Eukaryota, Fungi, Ascomycota, Eurotiomycetes, Chaetothyriales, Herpotrichiellaceae.
AUGAAAGCUUCAGCAGCUCUCAGAAGCCUCCGCCUCAGGCAGGCGAGGCUGACACUCGGCAGACAAACCAUUCGUCCAUUCUCCUCGUCGCCUCUUUGCCACGCAGGCCCCUCCAGCUCGUCAGAAACCGAAGGUCUCAAUAGAGUCUCGCGCCAUGUCACACAGCCUAAAUCCCAGGGCGCCUCACAGGCGAUGCUGUAUGCGACCGGCAUGACUGAAGCCGACAUGAACAAAGCUGAAGUGGGAAUUUCAUCCGUCUGGUACAGCGGGAACCCGUGCAACAUGCAUUUGCUGGAUCUGUCCAACGUGGUGAAAAAGGGCGUCACGGAUGCUGGACUACAGCCUAUGCAGUUCAAUACGAUUGGCGUGUCGGACGGAAUAUCAAUGGGUACAACAGGCAUGCGCUACAGUCUGCAAUCACGAGAGAUCAUUGCCGAUUCGAUAGAAACGGUCAUGCAAGGUCAGUGGUACGAUGCAAACAUCUCCAUUCCUGGGUGCGACAAGAACAUGCCCGGUGUGGUCAUGGCCAUGGGCAGAGUGAAUCGACCGUCGAUAAUGGUGUAUGGCGGCUCCAUAGCCCCCGGGUGUGCGAGGACGCAGAAUAACGCGGAUAUUGACAUCGUCUCGGCAUUUCAGGCCUACGGCCAAUUCAUCGCGGGUGAAAUCAAUGAGGAACAGCGUUUCGACAUCAUCCGCCACGCCAUUCCGGCCUGUGGAGCCUGUGGUGGUAUGUACACCGCCAACACUAUGGCCUCGGCCAUUGAGACCUUGGGUAUGACACUGCCCGGCAGUGCAUCCAACCCGGCCGUCUCCAAGGAGAAACAACUCGAGUGUCUAGCAGCCGGAGGCGCCAUCAAGAAUCUGCUCAAACUCGACCUAAAGCCACGCGACAUCAUGACCCGCCAGGCCUUUGAAGAUGCCAUGGUUGUGGUCAUGAUCACCGGUGGUUCAACCAACGCGGUGCUGCAUCUCAUUGCCAUGGCUGAUGCGGUAGGCAUCAAGCUCACCAUCGACGACUUCCAGGCGGUCAGUGACAGGACUCCAUUCCUUGCGGAUCUCAAGCCGAGUGGGAAAUAUGUUUUCAACGACCUCCACGCCAUCGGUGGCAUUCCUACCCUGUUAAAAUUCCUGAUCAAAGAAGGAGUGGUCAAGGGAACGCACACGACCGUGACGGGCCAAACGCUGGCCAAGAACGUCGAAUCCGCAGCAGAUUUCCCGUCGGACCAAGUUAUCAUCAAGCCGUUUUCUCAUCCGAUCAAGAAGACCGGACAUAUCCAGAUCCUGCGGGGGAGUCUCGCGCCAGGCGGCUCCGUGGGCAAAAUCACGGGCAAAGAAGGCUUACGCUUUCAGGGCAAAGCCAAGGUCUACGAUGCGGAGGAUUUGUUCAUCCAGGCUCUCGAACGAGGUGAGAUCAAAAAAGGUGAGAAGACCGUGGUGGUCAUUCGCUACGAGGGGCCAAAGGGCGGACCGGGCAUGCCUGAAAUGUUGAAACCCAGCUCGGCGAUCAUGGGUGCCGGAUUAGGCAAAGACGUCGCCCUUAUCACAGACGGACGGUUCAGCGGUGGAUCGCACGGGUUUUUGAUUGGCCAUAUCGUCCCCGAGGCCAUGGAAGGGGGUCCGAUCGGCUUGGUGCGAGACGGAGACGAGAUUGUGAUUGAUGCCGAGAGCAGGACGCUGGAUCUGAUGGUGGACGAAGCAACGUUGCAAAAGAGACGGGAGGAAUGGAAUGCAAACAAGCCAGAGCCUCGGUAUAGGAGAGGCGUUUUGGCAAAAUAUGCCAAACUCGUGAGUGACGCCAGCCUCGGGUGUAUCACGGACAGGGAGGUGCUGGAUGUACAUGCCUGA